AACAGAAUCUCCUGCAUAACAAUCACUGGGGAAGACUGCUUGGAAGAGAGGGUGGGGUUGUGAUGUGCUUAACUCUCUGACUUCCAUCUGACCCUUUCAAGUCAGGUUUCUCCCUCAUGGUUGCAAGGUCUCGUCCACUGAAACUCUGCUGACUUCAGAAUUAGGCACUUUCUAUAUUCAAAUCUUAUGGCACUGAAAGAAACCAUAAGAAACCAAAGUCCUGGAUACCACACUCUCUAAUUGCCCGGAUAGUUCAGCCUUUACGAAAGUAGCUAGCCCUUCUGUGUGGAUAUUAUGAAACUCUUUCCAGAGCCUUGUGCAGCUGCAGCAGGAAGAGGAAGAAGAGGGAGCUGCAGGCAGGAGAGGAGGGAGAGUCGCUGUCCUUUCAGCACCAUGGUGGGCCGCUACUACUCAGGCUAUUUGGCAGAUGAUGAAGAUCUUCAAGGAGCCCAGUUACAGAGAGACAAAUCGUCAAACAAGCCAACUGUCUCCCAAGUGAGAAAAACAUAUGACUGGAAAGCCCUGCUGAGACCAGCUUCUCCCUGUGGAUGCCACAAUCCAACCGUAACACCAGAUGUUACGGCUUUUAGCACAUUUGAGACUGACACUAAAGUGGAGAAAAAAGGGAAGCAGGAUGAUCCCAUCUCUAAUGUCCAUGGGGCUGCACAGGAUUUCUCCAAUUUUGUGGACUUCUUGGUCGACAUGGAUGCAUUGGACAGCCUCCAGCAAACCAUGGAAGAGGCAAUCCGGAAAAUAAGGGAAGUAAUAAUGGAGGAUGAAGAGGGUUUACUUGAUUUCAAAGAGGAUGUCAGUUCUAGUCCAGAAAGUGAGUCUUUGACCAUCUCCUGUCGAAAGCAGUGUUUCAGCUCAAGUCAUUAUUCCUCCACAUCCAGCUCAGAGGAAGACUGGAAAGAAUGUUUCAAAAGCAAGGCCGGGGAUAAGAUGGGCAGUGAAACCAAACUCCAGAAUCAGUGCAUGCUGGAUAAGUUUGUAGCUCAAGCCCCAAAGAAAGAAACAAGGAAGAGGAUGGAAGAAGUGGCUGGGAUAGUCCACACAAAGAGUGUUACAGAAAAAUCAGCUGAUUAUUAUUUCCGUCAAGAACACUUUCACAUUUGGGCACAAUUGGCAAAGUCUUCUGUUGGCCUCCAUGAACAACGAGCUACAUCAGAUUUUUUCUCUAAGAUUAAGAAGAAAGAUAAGUCUCAGUUUGAGAAAGACUCAUCUUUUGAUACUAAAUACAUUGAAAAAGAAAUCACAAAUGUCCAGAAACGACCCACUCCAUCCGAUACUGCUCUCUGUUAUCCUGGUCAGCAGCCAUUUGAACCCCUGGAUUUCUUAGAAGAAAAUAAAUUAGUCUCUGCUCUUCAAGAUAUUGUAAAUCAGGCCAUUCUAGAAUUAUUGAAUACAACAAAGAAAGACGGAUCCCCUUUAUUUAACAUGGCCGAUGACUCUGGCAUUACUGGUGAUUCCCAGCCAUGUGGUUCUUCACCUGGAAAUAUAGAUGAGUCGACUCAAACAGCUUCAGAAAAUGUAGAGGAGGGAAAGACAGAGGAGGAAAAGACAGAGGAGGGAAAGGAAUCCAAGUCACAGACAAGAGAGAAGACAUUAAAAGAAUCUACACAAAAAUCAAAACAUGGACCACAGUCACUUCAUAAAUCCAAGUCAAAAUCUCCACUUGAGAAACCUCCAUCGAAACCAAAAUAUGUGCCACCCCCACUUCCUAAAUCCAAGCCUAGGGCAGUAGAAGAGGCACCUCCACCCAAAGCAAAAUAUGUACCGCCCCCACUCCCUAAAUCCAAGCCUCGUCCACCAGUUGAGAAACCUCCUCCCAAACCGAAAUAUGUGCCACCCCCACUUCCUAAGCCUAAGCCAAAGAAACCGGCAAUGGCAGAAGAGGAACUUUCAUUUUCCCAGUCUACUGGUCGUUUUCUUUCAAGACAUCAGUUUUACGGACAGAUUUUAAAAACAGAUCUAUCAGGUGGACACUUGAAAGGCAAGCUUUACAGAAGACAAGAGGAGAUUGUUGACUUUCUUGUUGAAAAUGCAGCCAAACAUGUAUUGUACAAGUAUAACUAUGAAAAGUCAUUGUCAGAGAAACUUGGGUUUAUUUCAGUUCCUGUAACAAAGGUACUCCUUGAGAUAAUGUUUGGCUUUAAAAAAUUAAAAGGCAGCGGCAUAAGGUUAUCAUCACAGAUUGAUUGGGCUGAAGUAUAUCAGCAGGUAAAUGCAAAAAGACCCACUAAACCCCAAAAGCUUAGUUCAAAGAGUGGUGACAAAAAAACCGCUCAUUCUAAACCAAAAAUGAUCACUGGCAAGGUAAAAUUAAUUGAGAAACCCACUGAACAAAACAUCUCUUCUCUGCCAGAAAUAACUGAAAUAGUUCCUCUAAAAUUCCCUGAUGAUAUACCACAAAGUGGAGAGGAUUUGCAAGGUCUGGAUUCUGUUGAAGCCUUAAGACAAAUGUCAUUUUCUAGAAAGUCUAUCAUUCCCAUUGAUAGCCAGAGAAAGUUAUCUGCUGUUUUACUGGACACUGAGGGACAGAAUUCUAUAGAAUCUUCUAGGCAAUCCUUGUCUUCUCGAAGGGCUAGCAUCACCAGUGAGAGCAACAGAAAAUCACCGACAGUUUUACCAGACACGGAAGCCCAGGAUUCUGUAGAACCUCUUUGGGAAGCCUCAUCUUCUAGAAGGACUAGCAUCACCAGGGAGAGCAGCCGAAAAUCGUCAACUGUUUUACUUGACACUGAAGGCCAGAAUUCUGUAGAACCUCUAUGGCAAACCUCAUCUUCUCGAAGGACUAGUAUCAUGGAGGGGAGCAAUAGAAAAUCAUCGACUAUUUUACCAGACACUGAAGGCCAGAAUUCUGUAGAAUCUCUAAGGCAAUCCUCAUUUUCUCAAAGGACUAGCAUCACAGGGGACAGCAGCCGAAAAUCAUCAACUGUUCUCCCCAAAAUCUGAAACCC
Messenger RNA from Mauremys mutica (yellowpond turtle), 2960 nucleotides. RefSeq names its product coiled-coil domain containing 116 (gene CCDC116). Gene Ontology annotation, cellular component: centrosome. The transcript is spliced from 5 exons. Bases 295 to 2955 code for a protein of 886 amino acids. The record is from RefSeq and is a predicted model, not a curated record. NCBI's taxonomy places the organism in Eukaryota, Metazoa, Chordata, Testudines, Geoemydidae.